Molecule: messenger RNA, 2615 nt
Organism: Oncorhynchus tshawytscha (Chinook salmon)
Lineage: Eukaryota; Metazoa; Chordata; Actinopteri; Salmoniformes; Salmonidae
Product: SH3 and cysteine-rich domain-containing protein 3
Exons: 15
Coding region: 665-1672 (335 amino acids)
Biological process (GO): skeletal muscle contraction; positive regulation of protein localization to plasma membrane; positive regulation of voltage-gated calcium channel activity
Cellular component (GO): extrinsic component of cytoplasmic side of plasma membrane
Molecular function (GO): protein binding
Source: RefSeq, a predicted model, not a curated record
CUCCGAACACCUGUGUAAACGGAAGACGGACGCCACAAACUUGUCACUGAAAAAUACUGCUGGCUGCAACUGUGUUAAAACCAGUUAAAACAAUUCCGUGCAAAAAAAAUAAUGGAGUUUUCUAUGGAGCAUGCGCACUGGGGCGGCGAGGGACUAUUGUACCCACAAUGCAACCGGACCUUUGUAGUGGUAGCCGACGCGACCCCCCAAAUGAAGAAUAAACUGGCCAUGGUUCUCUGUUCUUCAACUGGGCUAGGUGAGACAAAGCUGGAUCCCAUCUAGCCAUGACUGAUCUACAGGGCCAAGGAAUGGGUGUGAGUAUCGGAUUUCCCCUCGUCACCGGUACCCAGCUGUCUCACUCACUCAAACUGAUGCCUGCCUUUACAGUCCCUCACUCACUCACCCCUCUGCUCUAACCACUAACCAUUGGAUCGCUUUUUGGAAUUUACCUGCAUAAACCUGAAAAGGGACAUAUCAAGAGUUGGAAUGGUUCGGAGGCCUCCGGUGUGACAAGUUGCUCAUCACACAUGAAAGCAAACUGGUGAAGAAAGCCUUUACCAUACAUCCACAUACCAGAUUUCAUUUCUUCAUUGACUGGACUAGCAACCAGUAGGAACAAGUGGGUAGCACUGCAGGACGAGAGUGAGAGCUCACACACUACACCAUGGCCCAAUAUGACCAACUUGAAGAUAAACAUUCUGUGGAUAUCCAUGAUAACCCCACAGCCCCUGACAAUAUUGUGAAAGAAGAAGACAAUACUGUAUACUUUAUUUAUGAGGAGGAGGUGGAAGUGGAGGAGAAGGAGCCCGAGCCUGAGCCCGUUGUUAUAUUGGUGAAUGACAAACCACACAAGUUCAAGGACCACUACUGCAAGACGCCCAAGUUCUGUGACGUCUGUGCUCGUAUGAUAGUCCUCAACAACAAGUUUGCUCUACGGUGCAAAAACUGCAAGACCAACAUCCAUCACUCAUGCCAGUCCUAUGUCGAGUAUCAGAAGUGCUUUGGCAAAAUUCCCCCAGGUUUCAGACGGGCCUACAGCUCCCCUCUAUACAGUAGUGACCAGACAGAUGCAGCCCACUCCAACCGUAACGACCCUGUGUUUGACACCCUGCGGGUUGGGGUCGUCAUGGCAAACAAGGAGCGCAAGAAGGGGUCUGAGGACAAGAAGAAUAUGAUGAUGAUGAUGAUGGAGGAAGAGGAAUCCCAACAACCCAAAGAAGAUGAGCAGGCAGAAGGAAAGCCAGAGGGGGAUAAGAAAGGAGACAAGGCUGACAAAGCAGAUGACAAGAAAAAGAAGGAGAUGGGAAACAUGGGAAAUCAGUCACAUUACUACCUGGCUCUGUAUCGCUUCAAGGCUAUUGAGAAAGACGACCUUGACUUCCAUCCUGGUGAUCGAAUCACUAUAAUUGAUGAUGCAAAUGAGGAAUGGUGGAGGGGGAAGAUUGGGGAGAAGACAGGUUACCUCCCCACCAAUUACAUCAUUAGAAUAAAAACAGGAGAGAGGGUGUUCAAGGUGACGCGCUCCGUCGUGGGAAACAGAGAGAUGGGUCAGAUAACACUGAAAAAAGACCAGAUCGUGGUGAAGAAGGGAGAGGAGGUGAAUGGCUACUUGAAGGUCAGCACAGGCCGCAAGCUGGGCUUCUUUCCCACUGACCUGCUCCAGGAGAUCUGAGCCUGACCAGAUCACAACCACAGGUCUAGAGUCACACCGUCACCAGGACCAUAACCACAUAACACCAAACCCAAGACCUAAACACAUGAUCACAACAUUUUCUAACACAACAUUUACACUAACACUUGUAUUUUCCACUUUUAGGGGCCUAUAGAGCUGAUCUGGUGAAUGUGUAAGCUGUUUGAGCUCUGUAAAUUGUGUUGAGUGUAACUUAAUACUGCAGCCUACCCACCCUAGUGAACUGGAUCAGCUAUCCAUGCUAUCCGAUCUGGACAGAGACGUGUGACGUAAGGACCAGGAGUGUGUGGUGGACACCUAAAAAGUGAACAUGUUUGUGCCAUUUUAAUGUGAUCAAAACCGGACAACCUGAAACUACAUCUUCAGAAACUUGAAGCAAAAAAAGUUUCUAAACCCAAUGGCUGUAACUACUGACUGUAUCUAUUAAGUAACUAGGAUUUUUACAUUGUUUUUGUUAUGCAAACCUAAUUGUCUUGGAGGCUAAUGUAUUGCUUACUCUUAUUGUAGUAGUUCCUUUAUAUAUAGUCAGCUGAAAUUCCAGUGCUUCAUUUUCCCCUUGAUGCAAAUGUUCAAGAGGGCUUGUUAAAGUGCAUGUUGUAAUUUUAUUUUAGCUUGGGCCGAUCUUUUAUCAUCUUUAACAUAACAGUGUGCUGUGUAUUCGUUGUAUUUUUAGAGCAAUAGACAAUGUAAGCCUGGCUGACAGAGACCCACAAACUUUUGCCAGACAAAUUAAGUUGAAUUCAUUGAUACAAUAUUGUAACAUUAUGCAACAGUCAUUUGUUAUGAAUUUACUAUUUAUGUACUAACAGCGGAGUGCAGGCUUUUCCCAUUUAUUGUCUUACUUGAUAUGCAUCCUCUGUGACACCACCAUAGUGGUGAAAUCAAUUCACAAUUCGAAAUAAAGUCCUCUAUUUUUGAAUCAGUA